This is a messenger RNA of Salvelinus sp. IW2-2015, 1152 nucleotides long. Its product is annotated as DNA damage-binding protein 1-like. Bases 1 to 1137 code for a protein of 378 amino acids. The record is from RefSeq and is a predicted model, not a curated record. Gene Ontology annotation, molecular function: protein binding; nucleic acid binding. Lineage: Eukaryota; Metazoa; Chordata; Actinopteri; Salmoniformes; Salmonidae. Gene Ontology annotation, biological process: proteasome-mediated ubiquitin-dependent protein catabolic process; DNA repair. Gene Ontology annotation, cellular component: nucleus; site of double-strand break. The transcript has 8 exons.
AUGAAUUUCAAUCCCAUGCCCUUCUCUCUGUCCCCCCUCAGCACGGUGGAGAUGGAGCAUGAGGUGGCCUGCCUAGACAUCACGCCCCUGGGGGAGGGCGGAGAGUCGCCCCUCUGCGCCGUGGGCCUGUGGACGGACAUAUCGGCCCGGGUCCUCAAGCUGCCCUGCUUCACCGCCCUGCACAAGGAGAUGCUCGGAGGAGAAAUUAUCCCUCGCUCCAUCCUGAUGACGACGUUCGAGGCCAGCUACUACCUGCUGUGUGCCCUGGGAGACGGAGCGCUCUUCUACUUCGGCCUGGAUCUGACCUCAGGCGUGCUGAGCGAGCGUAAGAAGGUGACUCUGGGCACCCAGCCCACGGUGCUGAGGACCUUCCGCUCCCUGUCCACCUCCAACGUGUUUGCCUGCUCCGACCGGCCCACCGUCAUCUACUCCUCCAACCACAAGCUGGUCUUCUCCAAUGUCAACCUCAAGGAGGUCAACUACAUGUGUCCGCUCAACUCCGAGGGCUACCCCGACAGUCUGGCUYUGGCCAACAACAGCACUCUCACCAUCGGGACCAUYGACGAGAUCCAGAAGCUCCACAUUCGCACGGUUCCCCUCUACGAGUCUCCCAGGAGGAUCUGUUACCAGGAAGUGUCUCAGUGUUUUGGGGUGCUGUCCAGCCGCGUGGAGAUGCAGGACGCCAGCGGGACCACGGCAGCAGUGCGCCCCAGCGCUAGCACUCAGGCUCUGUCUAGCAGUGUGAGCUCCAGUAAGCUGUUCCCCAGCAGCACCUCCCCACACGAGACCUCCUUCGGGGAGGAGGUGGAGGUGCACAGCCUCCUGGUGGUCGACCAACACACCUUCGAAGUGCUCCACGCCCACCAGUUCCUCCAGAGUGAGUACGCCCUCAGCAUGGUGUCCUGYCGCCUGGGCAGGGACCUCUCGGUCUACUUUAUCGUUGGCACUGCAAUGGUCUACCCAGAGGAGGCCGAGCCCAAGCAAGGUCGCAUCAUCGUCUUCCACUACACUGACGGUAAGCUGCAGACGGUUGCAGAGAAGGAGGUGAAGGGAGCCGUCUACUCCAUGGUGGAGUUCAAUGGCAAACUGCUGGCCAGCAUCAACAGCACAGUGAGCAUUUCACUUUUGAUGGUUUGAAAGUAGGAUGUUUUU